Gigantopelta aegis is the source of this 4001-nucleotide messenger RNA. RefSeq names its product long-chain-fatty-acid--CoA ligase 5-like. The record is from RefSeq and is a predicted model, not a curated record. NCBI's taxonomy places the organism in Eukaryota, Metazoa, Mollusca, Gastropoda, Neomphalida, Peltospiridae. Bases 105 to 2174 code for a protein of 689 amino acids. The transcript is spliced from 22 exons. Gene Ontology annotation, molecular function: long-chain fatty acid-CoA ligase activity. Gene Ontology annotation, cellular component: membrane; endoplasmic reticulum. Gene Ontology annotation, biological process: long-chain fatty acid metabolic process.
GCGAGCGUGAAGGACGUCAACAUUUGAGCCGAGCUGACACUGUUGACUAGUAGCUAGCCGAGUGGUAUACAUGAUAUUAAACCGAGUGUUCAACUAGGGUAGCCAUGUCUGAAGCGGUGUCGUUGUUGAAGCAGCAUUUGGAGCUGUACCUGGAGUCGCCCAUGCUGUUGCCAGUGACCGGCGUCGUGGCUGUUGCCGUGUUCUGCUGGUGUGUAACGCGGAUGCCAAAACCAUUCAAGUCAUCGAUCGAUAUCAACAAUCAGAGUAUUGACAUAGGGGAUGGUGUUCAUGUGUCGCCCCUGAUGAAGGACUUGAAGGAUGGCCAACCCAUGAAGUAUCUGUUCGAGGACGCACAAACCCUGCACGAGGCAUUUCUACGAGGACUACGAUUAUCAAGACACGAAAAAUGUCUGGGGAAAAGGACCAAAGAAGGAUACGAGUGGAUAACAUACGAACAGGUGCACGACAGAGCUCAAGCCUUUGGUUCUGGACUGAUCGCCCUCGGGCUGGAGCCACGCCCAGACACUGUUAUUGGCAUUUACAGCAUUAACAACACAGAGUGGGUCCUGGCUGAAAAGGCGUGUAGUAUGUUCUCUAUGGUGACGGUGGCACUUUACGACACGCUUGGCCAAAAGGCGUGUCAAUUUAUCAUCAAUUUAACAAAUCAGUCAACAAUUGUGUGUGGUGAUUCGGCAAAAGCCCAGUUUAUUUUGGAUGAUGCCGACAAGAUAACGUCAUUGCGAACCGUUAUCGUCAUAGAUACAGUGAGCCAUACCAACCUCGAAACAGCCAAGAAACAAAACAUCCAAGUCUUGUCGUUCCAAGACGUUGAGAAAAUGGGGAAGAAGAAUCUCAGAUCACCCGUGCCUCCCAAGCCGUCAGAUGUGUGUACAAUAAGCUUCACUAGUGGUACAACAGGGAAUCCAAAAGGAGUGAUGCUCACUCAUGGGAAUGUCAUAUCCAGUACGUCUGGUUUCCUCUAUGUUACCCAGUUCGCACACCAAUUCAAGAACGAAACUUACCUUUCUUACCUGCCACUGGCCCAUAUGUUCGAAAGAACGGUUCAGACGGCUAUAUUCAUGACUGGCGGCCAUGUGGGUUUCUUUUCUGGCGAUAUCAAACUACUUCUGGGAGAUCUGCAGAUGCUAAAACCGACGUUGUUCGCCACUGUUCCCAGACUUCUCAAUCGAAUCCGAGACAAAGUAUACAGUGGUGUCAGCUCCAGCGGUAUUAAGAAAUUCCUGUUAGACCUUGCAGUGUCCAGGAAGAUGGCUUUAGUUAAAAGAGCAAUCGUAACAAGGAACACGUUUUGGGACAAACUGGUGUUUCAUAAGGUGCAGAGCCUACUGGGUGGUCGUGUCGUUGUUGUACUCACUGGAUCCGCCCCAGUGUCGGAAGAUACGCUUAAUUUCAUUAAGUGUGCAACGGGAUGUUUUGUUAUAGAAGGCUAUGGUCAAACGGAGGUGGUGACUGGUAUAACAGGGCAGUUCCCAGGAGACACUGGUGGAGGCCACGUGGGUGGACCGCUGGUUUGUAACUACGUGAAGCUGGUGGAUGUACCGGACAUGAAUUACUUCACAUCCAACAACAAAGGAGAGGUGUGUGUAAAGGGACCCAACGUGUUCCAGGGCUAUUAUAAAGACCCGGAGAAAACGAAGGAGACCUUGGAUGAAGAUGGAUGGUGUCACACGGGCGAUAUUGGGGAAUGGUUGCCGAAUGGAGCAUUGAAGAUAAUUGACAGGAAGAAACACAUCUUUAAACUAGCUCAGGGAGAAUAUGUAGCCCCAGAAAAGAUAGAAGGAAUCUAUGUGAGAAGUAAAUAUGUUGCACAGGUCUUCGUUGAUGGCGACAGCUUGAAGACGUGCUGUAUGGCAGUCGUGGUUCCUGACCAGGAAGUGAUGGACAUAUGGGCGCCAAAGAACAGAUUUCCAACAGACAUGGACAAGUUGUGUGCAAACAAGCAAGUGAAAGAUAUUAUAUUGAAGGAUCUUCGUGAGCAUGGCAAAAAGGCUGGACUACGAGGAUUCGAACAGGUUUUGGACAUUGCUCUCAUUCCGGAACUAUUUUCUGUCGAGAAUGGUCUGUUGACACCGACACUGAAGUCAAAACGUCCAGAACUGAGGAAACAAUUCCAGCCCGUAAUCCGAGAUCUCUACAAACAGCACGACAUGUGACGCGCGACACGAGACUCGUCUUGCCCGUGCAACACACUUAACGAUCAUGCUGUAGCCACACGGUCAACACAAAUCUGUGAUAGUCACCAAAGAGAAAUAUAAAAUACAGCCUUUAUGAAUAAGCAACAUUUGUGCAGAGGCUAAAAUACUUGCAUUUGUGUGCAAAGAAAACAAUUCUUGCCAUUCGUUUGUGAAACCAAGUGGUUGUAGUACAUUGUGCCUUAAAUAGCAGGUUGUACUGUAUGUAUGUGUAGUUUCCCAUUCGUGCAGAGGUAUGCUGUCAGUAUUGCUCAUAUAAAAUAGUUUGAUUCCAUUGAAAUAAAGGAUAGGCACCACGAAUGCCAGCAGGCUUGUAAGUCUCAGACAUAUCAACACUGUUGUGUAAUCCCAUCUUAGUUUUACGUAGGGUAAUGCUUGGCACACACAUACCGAUUAACGCUGACACAACAGUCGCGUCAGCGUUAAUUGGUAGGUGUGUGAAGGGCAUAGCGUCUAAUCUCCAAUUCUACCCCUAUGAGACUGGCGUGUGUGUGCAGAUUUUCAUACUAAUAUCGACUCGACAGUCCAGUUGGCGUUAAUCGGUAGGUGUGCGUCAACCAUAAUGUUAAAAACAAUUCUUCACAAAAUUCAUCACUUCUGCAGUCUAUACCGAUUUCCUUUCUACACCGAGUUUUUAUUUUGUAGUGGUUAUAAUCCUUGUAAUCAUCGUUCACAUUACCUAUUGUGUCACAGCUGUAUAAUGCUGUCACAAAGACUAACGGUCUCUGAAGGCUCCUGGACUAGUUGAGUCAAAUUAAACCAACAAAAUAUUAUGAAGAGUCAUUGCAGCAUAUCGGAAAGAUCUAUAUCAUAUAUCGUUUUAACCUCUUGAUUUACGUGCGGUUUUUUGGGUGCUGGUAUGUGUGUGGUGUAAUGUAGUGUGUAUUUCAACUAUUUAUUAUGUAGGGUACAUAAUUAUAAAUGAUUGAUAUUGGCGAUAACAAAAUGACCUAGUUGUAGGGUCCGGGGUCACGCUUCCGUAAGAGGAUUUUCAAAUCAUGGAAGAUCUUAGUUGCCUUCUUUGAUCAUUUAAAUCUAAUUUUAAAAAGUCAACUGGUGUAAACUUGGAUCAAAUUAGUUCCCCCCCCCCCCCCCCCCCCCCCCCCCCCCCCCCCCCCCCCGACUACCCUAGUAAAGCAAUGAGUGCAUGUAUGUCUUUCCCAUUAAUCUAGUUACGGUCAUAUCAUUGACAUUAAAACUAAAUGAAAAAACGUAUAGUCCUUCCAAGCCUCUAUGAGCAUUGUUUUUUUUCUGUAAAUAAUUUCAGUUUGGUUUGACAUCAGAAGAAAAGUAAAUGUGUUUUGGAAAUAGCAAAAAAAAAAAAAAAAAAAAAAAAAAAGAAGGAAAAAAUUAACUAUUUUUGUGUGUAAUUUAGGAAACAAUCGGCUGGGAACUCAAUAACUUGUGGUACAUACUAUAGUAAGAAAACGACGUUCCCUGGUGGGAAGGAUAAUAGUUGUGGGAAGAGACAAAGUAUUUACAAACUUCCCAUCAUGUUGAUAUUAAAAAUGUACAUACCUAUACUAAACCUGUUUUAUAUUAUGUUUAUAAAUAUUGUUUCUAUUUAAUAAUUAUGUUAAUAAAUCUCAAUAGUGUAUACAUAUAUACUUUAAAAAUACAUGCACGGUAUCUUAUAAUAAAUGUGGAAAUAACUGUUAUACAGUUGUUGUUAUUAUGUGUACAUACAUGUAUGUAUGCAGUUGCCAUGAUAACGGUAAAUAAUAACAACGUCCAAUAUGCACUGUGUCAAAUAUUAUGGUUUAUUAAAAUACAGUAUCUGAAAAUAAA